This is a messenger RNA of Bactrocera latifrons, 964 nucleotides long. Its product is annotated as cuticle protein 16.5-like. The record is from RefSeq and is a predicted model, not a curated record. The transcript is spliced from 2 exons. The coding region runs from base 42 to 767 and encodes 241 amino acids. NCBI's taxonomy places the organism in Eukaryota, Metazoa, Arthropoda, Insecta, Diptera, Tephritidae.
UCUCUUGUACACUGAGGAACAAGCCAAUCAUUGAGUAAAACAUGAAUUAUUUYGUCAACGUCGUUUUUUUUGCAGCUAUCGCCAUUAUAGGCGUAGAGAGCACCAUAACUGAUAACUCCAAGCAAGCUAUGGUGUCUUCAUCAUACGGCGGUGGAUAUGGUGGUGGCUCUUCACCAUCCUACUCGGCCCCAGCUCCUGCGUCAGCGCCUUCAUAUGGUGGUUCUUCAUCAUCAUCGUACUCUGCACCGGCUCCAGCGUCAGCACCCUCAUAUGGCAGCUCUGCUCCUUCAUACUCUGCACCAGCACCUGCACCAUCAUAUGGUAGUUCUCCAUCGUACUCAGCACCUGCUCCAGCGCCGUCAUAUGGAAGUUCUGCACCAUCAUAUUCUGCACCAGCAGCUCCUGCGCCAUCCUACUCUGCACCAGCACCUUCACCAUCCUACUCGGCACCUGCAGCUGCAGCRCCAUCUUAUGCGGCCCCAGCCCCAGCUGCUGUAGCAUACCCUGCACCUGCACCAGCAUCGGCACCAUCUUAUCCUGCACCACCAUGCCCUAAAAACUAUGUUUUUAGCUGCCAACCCUCUUUAUCGCCUGUGGCUUGCAGUGCCCCAAGUAGCAGCGGUGGAUACGGUUCAGCGGCCGCUUAUUCCCAAUAUGUGCCAUCACCUUCCGCAAAGCCUGCCGAACAAUACGCUAUGCCCAGCUACGCCCCUAAGCCCAGCUACGCUCCUAAGCCCAGCUACGCUCCUANCCAGCUACGCUCCUAAGCCCAGCUACGCUCCUACGCCCAGCUACGCUCCACCGCCCAGUUACGCUCCUAAGCCCAGCUACGCUGCUCAGUCCAGCUACACUCCUAAGCCCAGCUAUGCAGCAAAUACCCCUGAGAAAUCAUCGUGUAUGGCAGUAUUAGGGCAACCUCUCAAAUGGUAAUGAGGACAACACUACAUACACACCCAAUAAAGGA